This is a messenger RNA of Amyelois transitella, 4449 nucleotides long. Its product is annotated as zinc finger protein Xfin-like. The coding region runs from base 106 to 3186 and encodes 1026 amino acids. Gene Ontology annotation, biological process: regulation of transcription by RNA polymerase II. The transcript is spliced from 10 exons. NCBI's taxonomy places the organism in Eukaryota, Metazoa, Arthropoda, Insecta, Lepidoptera, Pyralidae. Gene Ontology annotation, molecular function: DNA-binding transcription factor activity; RNA polymerase II cis-regulatory region sequence-specific DNA binding. The record is from RefSeq and is a predicted model, not a curated record.
ACCAAAGAAGAGAAGGAAGUGCCAGAGUUAUACAGGGAUAUCCCCUGUAGUUCUUGAAUUGUAAACAAUACUUAUUUCACGUUAUUUUUUACAGAAUUAAGUGAAAUGUCAUCUGAUGAUUCUGAUGAUGAACCGCUAUCAAAACUGGCUGUGAAGAAAACAGACCAAGAUAGUUCCUAUGAGGCGACUACUUCGGAAGAGAAUGACGACGAAUACAUACCGAAUAAAAAACGGAAAACUAAUAAAAAGAAGGUGGUUUCCAGACCCAAAAUUUCUAUAACAAUAAGACGCAGAGACAGAAGAGAACAUGUACCUGACAUAAUAGAGCGUCCUACAGAUGUAUGGUUGUAUAUGAAAGAUUUGAAUCAAGCUGGACCAUUUAGUUGCUUGCUGUGUUCAGAAUGGUUUAUUAACAGGACAAAAAUGAUAGUGCACUAUGUACUAAAUCAUAAGAAAGACUUUUGUGGUAUCUGCAGAUAUUUUGUUCCCGACCGGGCAACAUGGUUAGAACAUGUAAAGUUUCAUAUACCAUGGCCAUGCUCUCAAUGUGUGGAGAACUUUGAAACUGAAGAAGAACUACGUCAGCACCUCAGUGCUGUUCAUAACUUAGUUCACUGCAGACUAUGCCACUUCAGAUUGCCUGAUAAUGACGAAUAUAAUGCUCACCUAUUCCAAAAGCAUAAUGUAACCAAUGUGAACACGAAAUAUGAAGAAUUGUUGUGGGAUUAUGAUGGCGGUCCCACAUUUCUUUGUCUGCUCUGUUCUAAAUCCAAUAACCAGGUAGAAGCAUUCUUUAGCCACUACAUGGGUUUUCACCAUUUCACUCUUCAUUGCUUCUCGAGGUUUAUUUCUGGCAAAGAUCCACCAUUUGCUAUAUUUGGAGCUCAAGUCAGCACUCAAUUUAUAGAGAGUCAGUUGAAAACUCAAGAACGGUUUGGAUAUGUGGAGUUAGACAAUAAACAGACUGAAAUGCAAGAUGUGGAAAGCAGCGAUGCUCAGGCUUUGCUUAAGGCUCUUAUACCAGAAAUUAAACAAGAAAAUGUCAGUGAUGAUGAAGAAAAAGCAGAUGGAGCUAAAGGAAAUGAAGGAAUAGAUGAACACCGUAAUGAGAUUCUGAAAUCAUAUAAAGGGGAUGAAGAUUUUGAUGUCACUCUAGUUGAGUUGGUUAUUAUGGAGAAAAGUUAUGUUGAAUAUAUUAACCAUACAUUACUUGAUAUGAAUGCAAAUGUUGUGCCCGAAGUAUCAGAUAUUGAAUAUGAUUCCAUAAAAGCGGAGUUUCCAUCAGAAGUAACUUGUGGACUGUGCAGCACUAGACAUAACGCACCAUACAAAUUCACCGCACAUAUGAACAAAAUGCACUCAAUUAAGUCUUUACCAGUAUAUUGUUGCAGGGUGUGCGCAACUACUUUUGAAAGUAAGAAUGAGCUUGAGUCUCAUAUAAACGAGGAGCUUGGUGAAUUCGAUGAUUUGUGGAUCUGUCAGUUUUGCGACAAGGAAUUUGACAACCGAGAAACGACAAGACGCCACUUGAAUGAGCAUAUUGAUGAAUUGGAGUUUGACAAUUGUUUCAGUCCACAUUUAGGCUUCAAGUGCCGCUAUUGUCCCAUGUUGUUCUGGAACGAGCCAGACAGGGAGUCCCAUCAAGUGCGAGUUCACUUUGAGAACAAUAUUGAAGAUUAUUACAAAUGUCAAGAUUGUUCAGAAACUUUUAGUGAUAAGGUGUUCUUUGUUCACCACUACUAUGAGAAGCAUCAGAGCACAGAAUUGGAGCCACCCACUUACCUCUUCAAGUGUUGCCGCUGUUGCCAAGUGCUGCCCUCUAUAGACGACAUGCGGAAUCAUUUCAAUGAGAACCAUCCGGAAGCCAGGAAGAUAUUCUGCUCGUUCGACUCUUGCAUGUACAAACCGCUGAGCCAAAUGAAAACUUUUAAGUAUCAUUUGAAGUUAGUCCACGCGUCCGGCAACCGAGUGCCGCGCAAGAUCAGCUGCACUCUGUGCGGCCGCGAGUUCCCCAACUCGCGCGCAUGCAGCACGCACAUGGCGCAGGCGCACGGGCCCGGACGGUUCAAGUGUAAACUGUGCGGAGAUCUCAUGCAUACCUUGGAUGAGAGGAAGCUCCAUUACCUUUUGCGUCAUCCCGGUCGGCACCCGUACGAAUGCAAGGAGUGCGGGAAAUCCUUCCAAUACAAGUCCUCGCUGUACAUGCACAAACAGGAGCAUGUACCAAACAAAAAGAUCUACAAGUGCGACGAGUGUGGAAAGACUUUCUUGAAAAGGGAUUCUUUUCGCGAACAUCAGAUGAUUCACGAGGGGCCGCGACACGCUUGUUCCUACUGUCCGAUGCGUUUCGUUCAACGCUCGAACAUGUUGCGACACGAACGGAGACACACGGGCGAGAGGCCGUAUGCGUGUCAGCAUUGCCCUCGAACAUUCGCUGAUAAAGGAGCGUGCACUUCGCAUUCUAGAACACAUUCCAAACAAACUUCCUUCGCCUGUCUGUAUUGCGGACAGACAUUCGUGCAGAAAUCUAAGCUGACGUAUCAUAUAAGAAAACAUACUGGAGAGAAUCUGGAGACUUGUCCGGUCUGCUCCAAGCUGUUCACCAGCGGUUGUUCCCUGAGGGAGCAUAUGAAGAUUCACGAUGCCAAGAAAGGAUCCAUCAAGUGUCCAUUAUGUGACAAGCGCUACCAAGACGAGCGCUACAUGCUGCGCCACUUGCGCAUCAACCACACGAGCGCGCAGUACCCGUGCCCCGUCUGCGGCAAGGCGUUCGCCACGUGCACCAGUCUCAAGUAUCACGUGAUCACGCAUAGUGCCGUCAACACGUUUAAGUGCAAAAUCUGUCCGAAAUCCUACGCGGCGAAGAAAUCCAUACUCAAACAUCUCCGCAAACGACAUGGCUUACGAGAAGCCGUGGUCAACCUCAAAGAUUUCUACAGCCGUGUGGAUCCGAGAGAUUGCGAGUUGGGCCUCGACGAAGAUACCAUGACCAAAAUAUUCGGACCUCCGAACAAAAACCAACUGAUAAUCUCGGACAAUUUGAAUGUUAAUGAGAAAGGUGAGACUUCAUGCGAGAAAUCCCACGAAGUGCUGAUAAAGAAUGAAGUGCCGAGCGAGCCUGAGGAGGAACUGGAGCCGACUGAUUUCGUCAGCAUUAAGAUAGAGCAGUGUGCUGAAGAUGAUUAGAUAAUAAAUAGCUUGGAAUAUGAUAUUAAAUAGUUAUGGUAUGAAUUUUCGUCGUCACAUUUUCAUUGAAUUAUUACACUUUGGUAAUGUGUGACGUGUUAUAAGAGUUACAUACAUACAUACAUAAAAUCACGCCUCUUUCCCGGAGGGGUAGGCAGAGACUACCUUUUUCCACUUGCCACGAUCUCUGCAUACUUCCUUUGCUUCAUCUACAUUCAUAACUCUCUUCAUGCAAGCUCGGCGGUUUCGGGUACUUUUGACCUGACCCUUUACCAGGACGUCCUUAAUUUGAUCAAGAUACGUUCGUCUAGGUCUUCCCACUCCGACCUUUCCCUCCACACUCUCCAUGUAUAUCUGCUAACCUGUUUUCAUUCAUCCUCUCCACAUGACCGAACCAUCUCAACAUACCCUUUUCUAUUCCUGUAACUACAUCUUCUUUCACAUCACAACAUUCCCUUAUCACGCUGUUCCUUAUCCGGUCACUCAAUUUCACACCCAACAUACUUCUUAACGCUCUCAUUUCCACUGCAUUUAUUCUGCUUUCGUGCUUCUUUUGCCAUACCCAACUUUCACUCCCAUACAUUAAUGUCGGGACCAACACGCCCCUGUGCACAGCCAGUCGAGCCUUUUUGGAUAGUUUCUGACUGCUCAUAAAGGCAUGCAAAGCUCCAUUCACCAUGUUCCCCGCGUUCACUCUCCUUUCAAUAUCACUAUCACACUUGCCAUCUGAUGUAAACUUUGAUCCUAGAUAUACAAACUCUUUCACUUGCUCAACUUUUUCUCCUCCAAUCAAAAUAUUACAUGCUGUCAUUUCAUCAAUUGUCAUGCUGUUAUAAGAGUUGAUGUUUAUAAUUAAGGUUAUUUAUCAGAGUUAUUAAGUAGAAAGAAAUAGAAUCAGAAUUUACAUUUGGAUACCCUCCUGGCCUUGACUUUCCUAAAAGUCAUUUAAAACAGGCAGCGAUUAAGACCCGCUUCAGACCAGUUCCUGCGACGGGAUACCUUAUUUACGACCGUAUCUUCUAUCUCUUUCUAUCCCUCCAGUUAACCUUAAAGCUAGAAAGAGAGGGAAUCAUGACGAUCUCAACACAAUAUAUAUUUAAUGAAAUAGAUUUGAAAAGAUGUCAGAUGAUACUGUUGGCUCUGUCUGCUUUGUAUAUAAGAGGUAACGAUAUAUGUAUGUUUGCCUUCAUUGAUGGCAGUGUUACAGAUGUAGAAUAUAACCUAUAGGUAUUUAGUGCAAUUUUAGACUAUGAAUAAAUGUCU